GCCCGCGGGACAGCCCCCGCUGAACCCAUGGGGCUGGCUCCGCGCUCCCCGCACAAAGCGGGGCGCCGGUUCCAAGCUGGCGGCACCCGAGGGCGCGGGGCCAAAGGGUCGAGGCGGCCCCCAGCAGGGCGCCCGCGGCCACCCGGCCCGCCGCGCGAAGGGCGCUCGGAGUCGGCUCCUGAGGCGCCCCCUCACCUGAGCCCCGAAGCCCUGGGGUAUUUUCGGCGAGCGCUGUCGGCGCUGAAAGAGGCUCCCACGAGCGGAGAAGAAAGAGAGCUGAUGGUGCGCAAUGUGUUGAAGGAAGUGGAGGAGCAGGCCCUCGCGUUGGCCCUGAACCGGACCGGCAGUGAGAUGUUGCAGGAACUCUUGGAGUUGAGCCCCCAGAAACCGCUGUGCCGAGUGUGGGCUGCCCUGCGCGCCAACUUACGCUUGGUGGCAUGUCACCGCUGUGGCGUGCAUGUAUUGCAGAGUGCUCUGCUGCAGCUGCCUCGACUGCUGGGGAGCCCGGUGAAGGAGGCGCAGGAGGAAGAAGAGGACGAGGAGGACGGGGAGGAUGAGGAGAAGGGGAAGGACGGACCCUUGGAAACUCUGGAAGAGCUGGUCCUGGGACUCGCCUCUGAGGUGUGUGAGGAUUUUCUCACCUACUGUGGAGACACACACGGCAGCUUCGUGGUCAGAACUCUGCUGCAGGUGUUAGGAGGGACUGUUCUGGAGUCGGAGCGAGCCAGGCCCCGGAGCUCCCAGGCACCAGAAGCACAGAAGGCCCCCGCGCGGGAGUGUAAGCCCACUGACUUCGAAGUCCCUGCAGCCUUCCUGAGCCGCCUUCAGGAUCUGUGCUCCUGCUUUCUCAAAGACCUUGCUGUGUUUGUCACUGACAAGAUCUCCAGUUUCUGCCUUCAAGUGGCCUUGCAGGUCUUACACCGCAAACUGCCCCAGGACUGUGCCCACCUCUGCAGUGCCGUGAUCAGCUACCUCAGCAGCCGCCAGUCCUCAGCCGAUGGCAGCCCCCUGCUGCUCUUCCUGCGGGAUCAGACGAGUUCCAGGCUCCUAGAGCAGCUGCUGCUCGUGCUGGAGCCCCCGAGGCUGCAGAGCCUCUUUGAGGAUCACUUGCGAGGACAGCUGCAGAUCCUGGCUGCACAUCCUAUCGCCAACUUCCCUUUGCAGCGCUUGUUAGAUGCAAUCACGAGCCCAGCCUUGCUGUCCCCUGUGUUUGAGGAGCUGAGCCCUGCCCUGGAAGCUGUGCUGGCGCAGGGUCACCCGGGCGUGGUCGUGGCCCUCGUGGGGGCCUGCCGCAGAGUCGGUGCCCACCAAGCCCAGGUCCUGCAGCUGUUGCUGGAGGCAUUCCACUGUGCAGAGCCCACGUCCCGCCAGCUGGCCUGCGCGCCCCUCUUUGCCACCCUGCUGGCAUAUGAAGUGUACUAUGGCCUGACGGAGGAGGAGGGCACGGAGCCCUCGGAGUACCAGCCAGAAAUGGCCGCAGAGCAGGCCCUGGGGGACGUGACAGUCCCGGGGUCCCUGCUGCUCCAGCAUCUGCUGCACUUCUCCACGCCGGGGCUCGUACUGCGCAGUCUGGCCGCCCUAACGGGACCCCAACUUCUGGCGCUGGCCCAGAGCCCUGCGGGCUCCCACGUGCUGGACGCUGUCCUGACCAGCCCCUCGGUGACACGCAAGCAGCGCCGCCGCGUGCUGAAGACCCUGAAGGGACAGUAUGUGGCUUUGGCCUGCAGCCGCCACGGCAGCCGUGUGCUCGAUGCCAUCUGGAGUGGAGCUGCCUUGGGGGCCCGGACAGAGAUCGCUGAGGAGCUCGGGGAGCGGAACCAGGAGCUGCUCAGAGACCCUUUUGGCCACCAUGUGGCUCGCAACGUGGCCCUGACGACCUUCCUGAAGCGACGAGGGGCUUGGGAACAGCAGCAGGGUGCCGUGGCCAAGCGCAGGCGGGCUCUGGAGUCCAUCCUUGGAGACUGAAGCCUGCCCACCGGGGCCCCGGGACUUUCCCGAGCUGGGACUGCAGACAAGUCUUCUUAGUAAAUGUUUUUAUAUUUUUAUUGGAAA
This is a messenger RNA of Sorex fumeus (smoky shrew), 2052 nucleotides long. It is a transcript of the gene NOP9, whose product is annotated as NOP9 nucleolar protein. Gene Ontology annotation, molecular function: RNA binding. Bases 28 to 1965 code for a protein of 645 amino acids. The record is from RefSeq and is a predicted model, not a curated record. Gene Ontology annotation, cellular component: preribosome, small subunit precursor; nucleolus; 90S preribosome. NCBI's taxonomy places the organism in Eukaryota, Metazoa, Chordata, Mammalia, Eulipotyphla, Soricidae. The transcript has 10 exons. Gene Ontology annotation, biological process: endonucleolytic cleavage in 5'-ETS of tricistronic rRNA transcript (SSU-rRNA, 5.8S rRNA, LSU-rRNA); ribosomal small subunit export from nucleus; endonucleolytic cleavage in ITS1 to separate SSU-rRNA from 5.8S rRNA and LSU-rRNA from tricistronic rRNA transcript (SSU-rRNA, 5.8S rRNA, LSU-rRNA).